This is a messenger RNA of Saccostrea cuccullata (small rock oyster), 538 nucleotides long. RefSeq lists its product as uncharacterized. Bases 70 to 489 code for a protein of 139 amino acids. The record is from RefSeq and is a predicted model, not a curated record. Lineage: Eukaryota; Metazoa; Mollusca; Bivalvia; Ostreida; Ostreidae. The transcript is spliced from 3 exons.
UCAUAGGGAAACAGUAAUUGAUGACCAGUGAUCAAAUUAUACGUGAUUUCAAUUUAUUUAAAUUAAUAUAUGAAGAUGCAAUCAAUUCUUAUGCAGGUAAGUGUUACUCCUCCACAGGCAGAAACAAACCAACAAUCUCUAAACAGAACAAUCCCCAGUUGUGAUGUUGCUAAAACUGAGAUGCAGAGAUUGGCUACUUUUGCAGAUGUCAGGAAUGGGCACUACAGACGAUUUUCUACUAUAAGGCUAGCAGGAAGUGGAUGUACCUACAAUGCCAGUGAAGGAUUUAUUGAGUGUUGCUUCUGCUCCAAAAUUACACCUAUUCACAAUGCACCAAGCAUACAAUGUCUUGAGAAUACCAUACUAUUUCAUGUGCCCUCCUGCUUGAGUGCAAAAGUGUACAUUGCUAGAAAGAAGAGAGAAGACCAUGGUGUCAAACAAAAUAUCCGUCAUCUAAGAAGAUUUGUUAGGCAUGUGCUUCCGGAAUGAGAUAAACAUUUGAUAGUCUGCUCAAUUAUGCGAAUUCAACAGCAAGGAA